GCGUUUUAAAGGCAUCCAUAGAGGCCUACGGCUCCGAAAGCAGCAGCAGCAGCAGCAGCAGCAGUAGCAGCGCGUGCGCAGACCCGCAGCCGGGAGCAGCAAUAGCAGACGAUGCUGCUGAGGCUCGAGAUGAAACGGGCCUGCCAGCUGCAGCAGCUGCUGCCGCAGCAACAACUGCAGCAGCAGCUAGGAUGCUGGGCAUGGCGGAGGCUACAAUGAGCAGUGAAAGCGCUGCUGCAGCUUAUGCUGCAUCAGGAGCAGCAGCAGCAGCAGCAGCAGCAGCAGCUGGCGAGGCCAGCGGGAGCUGCUACGGGAAAAUGAUGCUGCACGGGCUGGAGCUGAACACAGCAGCAGCAGCAGUGACUGCAGCAACAGCGGCCAAUGCAGCCGCAGCAGCAGUAGCGACUGUGCGAGCAGCAGAAUCAGCAGUAGGUGCUGCAGCAGCAGCAAAAGAGUACUUUGGCUGCCUCGACAGCUUCCACGAGCUGCCGAUUCCUUUGGCUUUGCCAGACCGCAUUUGUAAUUUCAUAGUGACGGGAGACGGCGCUGCUGCUGCAGAGCAGCAGCAGCAGCAGCAGCAGGUUGCUGCUGACGCUGCUGCUGCUGCGGACCUCGCCGCAGCAGAAGCUGCUGCAGUUUCAGCAGGAGCUCCGGGGCGCAGCGUGAGUGCUGUGCUGGAGCGGGUGGACUCAGCAGCAGCAGCAGCUGCAGCUGCCGCUGUCUCUCCGCAAGGCGUGUCUCCUGCUGCAGCAGCUCGGGCUUCCGCUGUGGCGGAGGCAGCAGCAGCAGCAGCAGCAGAGGCUGCUGUUGCAGCAGGAGGGUCCGACGCCAUUGCUGCAGCUGCCGCCUCUAUUGAGACGCGAGCUGCUGCUGUUGCUGCAGCAGCGGCUAACGCGGCUCAGCAGCUGGUCAGCGCCAGACACCCGCCGGGUCUCCUCCUGGUGCAGCUGCGGGAGGCGGAGCAGCAGCAGCAGCAGCAGCAGCUGUCGACGCUGGCGUUUGCGCUGCUGUUUCCGCUGCAUGCAGCACAGCAAAAGCGGCUGUAG
Molecule: messenger RNA, 1046 nt
Organism: Eimeria tenella
Lineage: Eukaryota; Apicomplexa; Conoidasida; Eucoccidiorida; Eimeriidae
Exons: 2
Source: RefSeq, a predicted model, not a curated record